CUUUUUAAUAUCGGUGUGAUCCAUACUCGUGGCGAUUAUUCGUCGCUUAAAUUCCAAUUUACGCUGUCGUUGAUAUAAGAGUGGGUGCUCUGUUUGACAGAAUAUAAUCGCGGUUCUUAAUUAUGAUGGUGGUCAUCGCAUGGGUUGUUUAUUGUGUGUCUCCAGUUAUGAUGGUACCGAACUUUGUAGUGGAAAAAUACAGGCCUCGACUCGCAUUGGUUGAAACAUUGUGUUCUGUGAGAAGAGCAGACAAGCGUUGGGACAGCGUUAUUGGUACCAGAAACUAUUUAAUCUUUGAAUCGUAUCCAGGUUAUUUAGGGACUUGUUAGUUGUAGAUUCAGCCCGGGCGUCUUUUCUUCCACCAUAGCCCAUUUUAUCUUUGCAAUGCUCAACAUGGUCGGAUGGGCGAAGCUUCCGCUCUAAUGUGUAACAUCUCCAGGCUAACGUCAAUAUUAAACUGGAGGGCAGCUUGUAGCCGAGUUAGCAGACUGGAUUAGCCGGCUCGUUAGCUGGGAGUCACGGCUAUGUAGCCAGCACGCUAGGACCGUCUCGGUAGCCGCUAACAGCAGCAGGGCCGCCAUUGAAGUCGUGUGUGCGGUUUGUCGCAGUAUAGGAGGGCUUCGGGUUUACAGCCGCUGUUCACUGAGCCUCCUCAGCCGGAGCAACGACCCGCCCUGUCGUUUUCCGUCUGGUGACGGAGUUUCUGUUUCAGCUCGCUGUGGGGUUUGUUUUUCUCACAUAUUCCCGUGUCAGUUAAACGCGUCCUUUCCCGGGCUUUUCGCUGCGCAUCCACCGCCCGCUCGGUUAGCCAUCUUUGUUACAGCUAGCCAACAACUCCUGUUGGUAGGUCUUAUGGUUGUAGCCUGCUAACCCGCUCACCGUGAGCCCACGACGUAGUAUCCAACACCACCGCGCGUUAAACGAUUAGUUAGUUUAAUCUGUGUUUACGUGUGCACGGUUGGCUCCGCGUCGCAUAUUUGUAACUGACUCCGAUCUCCUUUAGUGUGUUAUGGAGGGCGGAAGCUAACUCUGCUAACUAGCUAGCGGCAGCCAUCUUAGGCGAGCAUGUAAUCUUGGCUAGCUGUGAGUGCUGGUGUGGCACAACAAGAUGGCCUGUUAACACUCACACGGGGACGAGUUCCGCCUCAAUAGUUGUGUCAUAAACCUCACAGAUUUACGCACCGCGAUUCAUAUUUUAAUGUCUGCUCACUGACGAGAGCACCAGCGCAGCACUGACGAAAUCAAAGAUCUAUACCCCCGAUUCCUUUUUGUGUCCUCGUCCGGCAGAAAAACGGAGGUCGUGGGGCUGGAGUGUGUGCUCAUGGCCGAGUCAGAGACUGAAUGUGACACACCCGGCCUUGACACGCUUGGGUCGGAGUGUGUCAUAGCCCACAGCCAUGUCGACCUUCACUAUGGAGCAGAAACUGAGAUCAUGACUGAAGAAAAGCGUGGAUUAGAACUGGAGAUCCACGGCUCAGACUUAAAGAUCCAGGGACUGGGGUCAGAUCUCGGAGCGGUAACCUGUGUGGAAGCAAUUGUAGCCGAGACAGACCAUGAUUACAUUAAGGUUGAACAUGGUGAGAUGCACUGUUUCACAGGUGCAGAAAUCAAGACGUCAGAAAAUGAGACUCUGCUGGGAGAGGUGCUGCUCAAGACGGAAAGCGAGCAUGUGGUGAAAGUAGAGUCUGACCACGGUGGGGAGUUGACAGUGGAGUCUGAGAAUGGUGUAAUCAUACACGAAGCCCAUGGCCUGCAGUGCAACGAGUGUGGGGAGAUUUUUGGCAGCAUAGCCGAUCUUCACCAACACUUUGAGAUCCAUAAGGACCUCAAUCCUUACAUCUGCGUCCACUGUGGUGAGAGCUUUGCAGUGGAGGCCAGCCUCAAACAACACAUGAAGAUUCACAUGAAAGAAAAGCCCUAUGUUCCUCCUGGAGUUGAGAUUAUGGGCAAAGAUGUUAUUGAUGCCUUCAGCCUCAAGUCUCAUCAGAUGAUUCAUUUGCCAGACAAGCCCCACAGAUGCUCAGAGUGCGGUAAGAGCUUUGCAGCUGCAAUCACCCUGAGAGAACACAUGAAGAUGCAUUCAGAAGACAAGCCUUACAAGUGCACCCAGUGUAGGAAGAGCUUUGUCCGCAGAAGGCAUCUGAAAAAGCACCAGGAGGUUCAUGCACGUGAGAAGCCAUAUACAUGUGGCCAGUGUGGCAAAGGCUUCGCCACAACUUCAAACCUGAAGCAGCACCAGAAGACCCAUGCUGCGGUUGUACUUGGAGACAAACCCCAUCGAUGUGCACAAUGUGGAAAGUGUUUUGCGGCUGCUGCCACUCUCCGAGAGCACCAGAGGAUCCACUCGGGUGAAAAGCCUUACAAAUGCAACAUGUGCAGGAAGAGUUUUGUCCGUAAACGCCAUCUGAAGAAGCAUCAGCAAGUCCAUGCCGGAGGGAAGCCCUACACCUGCAGACAUUGCAACAAGGGCUUCAAUCACUCCUCUUCUCUCUCACGCCACCACAAGACCCAUCUGCAGAAUCCAGUGUUUUCUCCACCUCAGCCUGGGAAAACCUUGUCCUAUGGCACUCCCCCAAAGCAGAGGGUGCACCAGCAAGGAGACAAGCCCUACAUGUGUCACCACUGUGAUAAGGGCUUCAAUCAUUCCUCUUCCCUGUCCCGGCACCAAAGAGUCCACUCGGAGGGAAAGAGUUACACCUGCGCUCACUGUGGCAAAAGAUUCAAUCACUCCUCCUCCCUUGCUCGACAUCAGAGGGUCCACUUGGAGAAUAAGCAGCAGCAACAGCAACAACAGCAGCAGCAGCAGCAGCAGCAGCCUCAGCCCCCUCAGCCGCCACCACAGCAGUACAGCACCAUGCCCACAGGGAAGGGAUUCCCUAACAACGCCUUCCCAAAACAGCGCAUCCUGUCCGUUGAAAAACCAUACAGGUGCUCCCAAUGUGGAAAAGGCUUUAACCAUUCAUCUUCCCUCUCCAGACAUCAUAGGAUCCAUGUAGACCAGUGAACCACCUUUCCCACCCCGCAUCUUGUCCCAUGCAAGCAAAAAAAGUAACCCUGCUAUCCCCAGUUUCUUUUUGAACAAUGGUCCCAUCAUUGCCAUUGCCACAUCACAGAAUACAUCAGGCCAACUUCUAUAGACAGAGGUCAGGUCAGCACAUUACCACGUUAAAGUGGAGCAGUUGAGAGAAAAAAUGGACGGUAGUACAAGUCUUUAAAGGAGGAAGGACCGUGUAACCUAUAAUUCAGAGCUGAAUCUGGGACUUGUUGAUCAAUAUAUAAAGAGGGUAUGAUAGAUUGUAAUGGAGCGUCUAUUCUUGUUUGUGAUUGUGCUUCACUUGCUCCAGGACCUCUUUUGAACACUUUUAAUAUAAAAAAUGUGAUUUGGUAAUCUAAAACUUGUUACUUAUGGAAAAUAUGCUUCGCCCCCUGGUUAGUCUUUUUGAUAAAAGAAUUGAGUUUAUGUACCUUCAGGUGGGCACAUGCGCUUUUCAGCUGCAACAUUAUCCAAGGCCAAUAACACAAUUGAGGAGUUAUCGCAAUUUAAAUAAUUAUUUCUUUUUCACCCCAUAACCCAUGUGACGCAAAUGUCAAAAAUCCAAUGUAAAUACUUAUUGAUUUUUCUUUUAUAUAUAUGUAUAGGUGACUAGUGUGCUGUUCCAAAAGAUUACAUUUUUGAUAGUAAGAUUCACUUUGUCUCCAUUUUUUUCCUUUUAUGACUUUAAUUUGUUUUAAGUGUUGGAGAUAAAUAUGUUGCAGGUGUUCUCAUGCCGCUUGUUCUUGAAUUUGGGCUCCAUCAGACAUGAGCCAUCUUGUAUAUUUAUACGGUUGUUUUCUUGUAUGUCCACGAUGGGUUAGCAACACUGCUACAUCGACUGUACAGAGAGCAAUACUGGCUAACACCCUGAUUAUAUUACAACAUGCAAUUUAGCCAUUAGGAAAUGCAUAAUAGAAAAUAAAAACCUCUGGGUAGCAUAUUACAACAUGA
Molecule: messenger RNA, 3985 nt
Organism: Cyclopterus lumpus (lumpfish)
Lineage: Eukaryota; Metazoa; Chordata; Actinopteri; Perciformes; Cyclopteridae
Exons: 2
Coding region: 1322-3004 (560 amino acids)
Biological process (GO): regulation of transcription by RNA polymerase II
Cellular component (GO): nucleus
Molecular function (GO): RNA polymerase II cis-regulatory region sequence-specific DNA binding; DNA-binding transcription activator activity, RNA polymerase II-specific
Source: RefSeq, a predicted model, not a curated record